This is a messenger RNA of Oncorhynchus keta (chum salmon), 2575 nucleotides long. RefSeq names its product G protein-coupled receptor 20 (gene gpr20). Gene Ontology annotation, biological process: phospholipase C-activating G protein-coupled receptor signaling pathway; positive regulation of Rho protein signal transduction. Lineage: Eukaryota; Metazoa; Chordata; Actinopteri; Salmoniformes; Salmonidae. Gene Ontology annotation, molecular function: G protein-coupled receptor activity. The record is from RefSeq and is a predicted model, not a curated record. The transcript has 2 exons. Gene Ontology annotation, cellular component: membrane. Bases 525 to 1625 code for a protein of 366 amino acids.
GAUCAGUCAGUUUCUGCUCUAAGUUAACACGCCUGAGCAGCCUGGCUGUUUCUAUUCCUUUCCACUCAGUUGACUUCCCCACGAUCUCCCUGCUUUGCCAGUCCCUUGCCUCUUCUCUCUGCCCUAAUAUGGUUAAUUGCAGGCUGUGGGAAGGGGAUUGAGGAUACAGAGGCCAUCUAUCUGUGUGUGUGUGUUGUGUCCGACUAUUCCAAACGCACUACGGUCUACUUGGUGUUAUACAAAGUGAGACUAAGUAGCUCUUCACAACAGGUACUUAAGAGGAUUGUCUACAAUGUAUUGUCUUGUAUACAAUGACACUAAUUUAGACUCACUUUGAACCUUGUAGAGAGGUCAGGUGUUGAAAUAGGUGGGUUUGUUUAAAAGUAAUAUUUAUUGCAUGAUAUCUGUAAGAACCGACGCUGGAGUAGAGAAGCAGGUACGGGGAGUGAACAUUUCAUUCUGCACAGACAUGGAACAGGACAGGAGCAGCGUCAGAACCAGGCCGCGGGGUCAACCACAGAACCAUGGAGCCUGCCUAUACUGGGAUGUCACUGGAUAACUCAACCUCAACAGUGAUGCCCAUGGCGACCUCCGCUGGCAACACCAAUGUGAGCAGAGAGCCGUACAUGCACCGCCUGGCCCAUCUAGACGAGGGUCUCUACAAUGACUUCUACAGCCUGUGGAUCUGUCUGGUGGUGGUCAACACACUCAUCUUCAUGGUGGGAAUGGUUCUCAAUACCCUGGCCCUGUACGUGUUCUGCUUCCGCACCAAGCCCAAGACCACCUCAGUCAUCUACACCAUCAAUCUGGCUGUCACAGACCUACUGGUUAACCUAUCCCUGCCCACACGUAUCAUUCUCUAUUACAGUGGGGGAAAGUGCCUCAACUGCUCCUACGUGCAUAUAUUCAGCUACUUUGUCAACAUGUACUGCAGCAUCCUCUUCCUCACCAGUAUAUGCGUGGACAGAUACCUGGCCAUAGUACAGGCUGAGGCCUCAAGGAAGUGGAGGAACCCUAACGUGGCCAAGGGGGUGUGCAUUUUCAUCUGGCUCUUCGCUAUCGUGGUUACUUACUCCUUCCUCACCACGGCGUUCCGACACGCGGGCUGCUGCGUCUCCAAGCUCUUCGUCCUGACCGUCUUCGAGUUCUUCCUCCCCUUGGUCGUCAUUGUGGUGUUCACCGUGCGCAUCAUGUGUGCCCUGUCCAACUCCAGUCUGAUGCAGCAGAGCAGAGAGAGGCGCGUGCGGGCCGUGCAGCUCCUCACCACUGUCCUGGUCAUCUUCACCAUCUGCUUCACCCCGUUCCACGUCAGGCAGGUGCUGGUGUACUUCUACCCCGACAUGCCCCACCACGUCAUUGUCUACCACGUCACCGUCACCCUCAGCAGCCUGAACAGCUGCAUGGACCCCAUCGUCUACUGCUUCGUCACCAACAACUUCCAGUCCAGCAUGAGGGACUUCUUCCGCAAGGCGGAGGCAGAGCUGGAGCAGACCAGUGGGAACAUAAUCAGCAUGCAGAAUAGCUCCAAGGGCUCGGGGACUGUCACAGCUAUCGCUCACAGUGUGAUGAUGAACGUCCUGUCCUCCUCCUCUCCCCAGCAUGGGAACCACAUAGCGUUAGACUGAGAAAGGGAUGGGAAGAUUGAGGAAUGGGAUGUUCAGUGUUCAGAGAGAGAUGGACUUCUAUUGCUUAACUGUGAGACUCUGGAGUGCAAUUGACAUACUACAGUAGGCUAUUCUCCCAUUUGAGAAAAUGCUUUCCUGCUUCUAUUAUUGUAGCCUAUUGUUGGCUUGGAAAUGUAAGUACUUGAAGACAUUUUCGGACAAGAAACGUUAUUUCUCUUGUGUUGGCCUACACCAGUCACGAUGGAGGGCAUUGACACUGAAUAUGACCUAUAACGUGUUUAUUGCAGCAUGAUUUAUUUCUACUGUACAAUUAUCAUCUGAGGAGUAUUUGUUUACUUUGAUCCUAGAUCUUAUGGACCUCUGACAAAAUAGACAAGUAAUAUUCUACUGCAUUGCUAUGGAAACAAAUAGAAAUAUAUGAUAAACAGCUUCUGUAAAUUAAUGUGUGACAUUGUUGUCACAAUACAUAUUUAUCGUCAGCCUGCUCAGAAACUGGUUUUAUGCUAAACUUAUAUUACUGGCAAAUAUUACCAAACCAAUUGUCCAAAAACAUAUAGAAUAAAACAUACAAAACCUUAUUGAUUUUAUAGCAAGAACUCAUUUAAUUUAGUUUGUAUUACUGUUGGAGGGCCAGUAGCGUGCACUCUUCACUCUGCCCCAGGGCAGUGAAGGGGAUAUUUAUUGACCUGUGUAGGGUGCCUCGUUUUGGCUGGGACAUUAAACAGGUGUCCUGACUCUCUGUGGUCAUAAAAAAAAUCCCAUGGCACUAAGAGUAGGGGUGUUAGCCUAGUGGUUAAAGCAUUGGACCAGUAACUGAAAGGUUACAAGUUCAAAUCCCCGAGCUGACAAGAUAAAUAACUUAAAUGUAAUGUAAUAAAAAUAAAUCUAUCGUUCUGCCCCUGAACAAGGCAGUUAAUCCACUGUUCUUAGGCUGUCAUUAAAAAUAAGAA